Molecule: messenger RNA, 612 nt
Organism: Tachyglossus aculeatus (Australian echidna)
Lineage: Eukaryota; Metazoa; Chordata; Mammalia; Monotremata; Tachyglossidae
Product: rho GTPase-activating protein 6-like
Exons: 5
Coding region: 193-612 (139 amino acids)
Source: RefSeq, a predicted model, not a curated record
GACCGAGUCCGGGAACACCGAGCCGGACGCCAGAGCUGGACGCCGGACCCUCCGUGAGGCGCUGCGGGAAGGCUCGGGCGGUACCCAGCGGGUGGAGCUGCCGCCUGACGUCGGGAGGUCGGAGAGACGGUGGUGCCGAGGGCUCGGCCUCCCCCGGCCGGUGGUCGCGUGUGGGCGGGAGCCGGAGCCGGGAUGGAGCCCGUGAGCCUCCAGGGCCUCUCGGAGCUGGAACGGGUCCGGCUGCAGGAGCUGUCCUGGGACCGCCUGCAGGAGAAGAGUCGGGCCCAGGGCUUCAGCAUCGCCAGGGCUGCGCCGACUCACGGUAGUGCCAUUUGGAAGAAACUGGAUAACUUUUCCAGAGAGAAGAAAGACGGCGGCCCCCAGGUGUUUGGCAUCCCCCUGGCCCGGGUCAUCGCCAACGACCUGGCCCGGAAGCAGCAGAGAGAGGCCCUGGGCUGCGGCCGCAGGGUGGCCCUGCCGCUGGAGGCCAGCGUGAUGCACUUCCGCACGGAGAAGCAGAAGAAAUCCCUGCGGAGGGAGGCCCCGUGGCCGUCGGGGGGCUGGGAGGGGACCCCCCUCUGGACGCCCUGGGCCGGGGGCCACGAAGGGUGA